Xenopus laevis (African clawed frog) is the source of this 2432-nucleotide messenger RNA. Its product is annotated as extended synaptotagmin-1-like. The record is from RefSeq and is a predicted model, not a curated record. NCBI's taxonomy places the organism in Eukaryota, Metazoa, Chordata, Amphibia, Anura, Pipidae. The transcript has 10 exons. Bases 1 to 885 code for a protein of 294 amino acids.
AUGAAAAAUCUGCCCUUCACGGAUCCCUGGUCUGACAUUUUGUUUUACUUGCAGAACGCACUUCGGAUUCAUGUAUUAGAAGCAAGAAAUCUCGUUGCAAACGACUUCUUCUCCAAGAAAUCAGACCCUUUUGUAGUUGUGCGCGGAGGAGGCACAGUUGGGAAAACCAGGGUCAUAUCUAAGAACCUCAACCCGCAGUGGAACCAGACAUUUGAGAUAUUAUUUUCAGAUUUACCAGGGCAGGAGAUUGAAUUUGAGGUUCUGGACAAAAAUGUUCAGAGAGAUGAUUCACUGGGCAGCUGUAAAAUUGCAGUUCCACAUGUGCUAAAGAAGAAAUUCAUUGAUAAGUGGAUCCGGUUGGACAAUGUGAAGUCUGGGGAGCUCCAUAUCAAGGUGGAAACUCUCAAACUCUUUUCAGACCGUGACAAGCUGCAGAAGGUGUUAAAUCUGAACAAAAGGCCGCGGCCCCCUAAGAGUGAGGAGUUGUCAUCAGUUGCCCUUUACACCGUCAUCCAAAAAGCCAGGGGUCUGCCAGUGAUACGGCCGAAGAAAUGCAAAUUAAACCCACUGGCCACCGUGGAAGUGUCAGUGACAGAUACAGUCAAGAGGACGGGGGCCCAAAUAAAUUCCGGAGAGCCAGAGUGGAAGGAGAGGUUACAAUUCCUCAUAAAGGACCCACGCGGCGAGAGAAUGCAACUAAAUGUACUAAAUCAGCGCAACAAGGUUCUGGGACACAUCUCUGUUUCCCUAUCAACACUCAUGGCUGCCAAGGAUAUGACCAUGGAGGGCUGGUUCCCUCUUGAGUCCCCAGUAAAUAACAGCGAGAUUUGGCUGAAGCUGCAGCUGAUGAUUCUUGCCCCUCGCAUUUUUCAUGUGAAGCGAUAGAACCAGAAAGAACUUCCAGAACCCAAAUCCUGGACCAAGGAGGAACUGAGGAGGAUGAAGAGGAGGAGGAGGAAGGAGGAGGAGGAGGAGGAUUUAGCACAAAGAUGAAGCUUUCAGCUUGAGGCAAAGGAGGCUCUGAAGAUCCUUGCCCUGAUGGACCUUCUGGAUCAGGAUAAAGGGACCUUCUCUAGCCCUGUGGCAAAGGAGGGUCUGAAGACUCUUAGUUACCUUUUUGCCACCCAAAUAAUAGAGGCAUUGAUUAUAAAUAUAAGCAAUAAAAAAAAAAAAUGAGUGAGCUUUAUCAGUGAUGGGGCAUAAAGAGGCAUGAAUUUAAUUAUUUUGAAAGCAUGAAAAAAUACACAGCUACUUAGAAUAAGUCAAUGUACAACCUUCUAAAAUCAUGUUUAAUGGUGAACUUUCCCUUUAAGGCCAUAGGCAGUGACACACGGGAAUCACUUGAAAGGGGAAACCUACAAAUUUUACUCCAUGUGUCUUGGGUCUAAGAUGGGUCUAUAUUCUUUAAGUUGCCCAGUCUGGGAGCCACCUACCUACACACGUGUGGCUGAUAGAGCUAAUGAUUGGCUCUUUACCCCUGUAGCUGGGGCAGGAAUAUCUAACUGGCGGCUUUCUUUGUGUCCCAAUGCCAUAUUGUGGCCUGUGAUGCUGAUCGAACCAAAACACAAGGAAUACAAUAAAAUUCUCUCCGUUCGCCAAAAGCCUAACUUUGGAUUCAACACAGAACCCCCCCAAAAAAGGUAAAAUAGCACAUUGGCAUUGUGUUAAAGGGGCGCUUGUCUAUAACAAUAAAUGUUGUUUUUCGACUCCAUAUUUAAGUCAUUUUGCAGUUGGUCUGCUUUUAACUUUAACACUAGGAGCUGAUAUAUAUGAGCUUUCAGACCAAUUUAUUUUCCCCAUUUACAUUACGAGGUCAAACAAUAUGGAGAGAGGAUUAGGGGCAAGUAAAAAAUGUAGAAUUUGUUGCUGAGCGACUGCUUGAACUUGUUGCCUUGAGGCUGGUUUAUUAAUUGACUGGUAAUAUAGCGAUUCCCUGACUUUUCCUCACCUCCCUAAACUGUUUUGCCACUAAACCCCCUGCCCUAUAAACACUGCACACACUCCUCCUUGUCUGGUGAUUGCUGAGACUAAUGAUGCUGUAACGGCUCUCACAUUUAUUUAACACCAAAACACAUGACUAUUGGGUCAUAUGAUAUAUUUGUAUCAUAAUAUCUUCCCUUAAACACCCAAAAUAACUAUCUCUGGCCCCAUCAUACUCCAGGAAUUGAGGAGGGCUCAGCCAGUUAAGAUCCCAACACUGGACAAUGCCAUUUGCUUUCACGUGGAAGCCCAGCCUGGAGGUAAUGGGGAGAUUUGGGGUGAAUAUUUGUUUUCCUCCAUAUAUUCCAUGUAUAUUCCCAUAGCUGUACUGAUUUUGUGGGCUUACGGGGCCCUGACCAGAGGUUGGAUGUUCAAGGGGGCUUGACAACUAUUGUUCUAUGGUGACUUAUUCCUUAUUAAAUUAAUCCCCUUCUUUGUCCUAAUUAAAGUCA